Heterobasidion irregulare TC 32-1 is the source of this 414-nucleotide messenger RNA. RefSeq lists its product as uncharacterized. Bases 1 to 414 code for a protein of 137 amino acids. The record is from RefSeq and is a predicted model, not a curated record. The transcript is spliced from 2 exons. NCBI's taxonomy places the organism in Eukaryota, Fungi, Basidiomycota, Agaricomycetes, Russulales, Bondarzewiaceae.
AUGUCCGACACAGACGAGCUGAUCAGGAUGGCUUUCCAGGAAACCUGCGACGGUGUGCCCGCCCCAGACCCCAACGGCCAAUUCGAUAUGACCAGGUUCAAUUUCCCCUCUAAUAUGUUCAAUGCGCAGCCCCUUCCCGACAUUUCCACAUUUGGCCUGGCGGGCGCGGACCUGGUGCCACCCGAGGGAACACAAGAAGAAGCCGACUUGAUGCAGAUGCUGGAGGAAAACGGCAUCAGCAUCGGCCUCCCAGCUAGGGUCCCGUACAUGGACCACAAUUAUGACCAAGGCCUCUCCCUGAUCUUCCCGUCCGGCACCACAUCCGCUAUGACCAGAUCUGCAACCGACGGGAACGGAUAUGCCACACAGUCCGCCGUGGAUCCUGAAUGGUUUUCGCGGAGUAAGUCGAGAUAG